AUCUCCUCUCCUCUCUGAAAAUGAAAAUGUCAACAACAACAGUCCAAGUCCAAGUCCAACGACAACAAGAAUAUCUACAGAGCUUGCAACGUUUUUGCUAAUAACUUAUCAAGUAUCAAUUUGAUCAAGUUAAACAAAAUAGUUCUUAUUGCUGACCAAUACCAUUACUGUAACCCUCAAUACAAGAUAGAUCACAAGGGCAGUGUGUUGUUUAAUUGAACAAAGUUAGAUGAAACUGAAUUGGAAACCUAGCUGCAGUAGCAGUAAUGUCAAGACCGCGUAAUUGUUUGAGUGCAAGAUAUGAUAAAACUACUUAACAAUGAUGGUUUUAUGUUUUAUAAGUUUUUUUGUCAGUCUCUUUUGUUUUGCUGAUAUGGGUGCAAAUAACUUACACAAAAUAGAAGGUACCAGUACAGCAGAAAUAGUUGGAAGUGAUGUUUUUUUUGAAAUUAUUGAACCAGAAGAGUUGAGUUAUACAUAUAGAACACGCCCAGCUAAAAACUUUGGACCUGUGUUUGAAUUAGGGUUUUCUUCACGAGUGAUCCCACUUGUCCCCGUGGAGCCAGCUGACGGCUGUGGAUGGCCUAGCAAUGCAGAUGAUCUCAGAGGAAAUGUGGUCCUGGUUGAGAGAGGUGAAUGCUCUUUUGUAAGCAAGACAUUGAGAGCGGAGCAGGUGGGUGCAAGCGCCAUUAUUAUAGCUGAUUAUGACAAUAGAAAUGACGAACUUUACAUUGAAAUGGUGGAUGACAAAACUACAAGAAAGACACACAUUCCAGCUACUUUUUUAGUUGGCAAAAAUGGGUAUAUCAUUAGAAAGACUCUGCAAAAACUUCACUUAAAGCAAGCUCUAAUAAGGAUUCCACUAAACAUGACACAUAUUCCAAGCCACAAAAUGCGACAACCACCUUGGGUUCCCUGGUAAAUAAAUAAACUGGUUUGUACAGUAA
Macrosteles quadrilineatus (aster leafhopper) is the source of this 947-nucleotide messenger RNA. Its product is annotated as PRADC1-like protein. The coding region runs from base 320 to 922 and encodes 200 amino acids. NCBI's taxonomy places the organism in Eukaryota, Metazoa, Arthropoda, Insecta, Hemiptera, Cicadellidae. The transcript has 5 exons. The record is from RefSeq and is a predicted model, not a curated record.